UGUUGUUUGACCACCAUGUCGAGUAGAGCAGGCGGCCUGUACGGCGGUAUCCAAUUCUCUUCUGGCGCAACUUUCAGUCUUUCUUCAUCAUCUACAUCCGCCUCGCCUGCACUACCGACACCUGCACAUAAAGUAGAGAAAGUCGAAACUCCUGCAGCUCUAGAGGCUGUUUCAGCAACAGCAUCAACUAACACAAGCAACGAUGGAUUCAAGGCAGAGGAUGGAAGUAUUGGAGGAACAGAAUCUGGGUCUUUAGGAAAGCUUUCAGCCGGGUGGUCCGCUGCGCUUGCGUUCGCUCCCGUUCGUCGUGCGCCAGCAAAACCCAAGCCCGCCUUAACCCGCCUUCCCUUGGGUGCCACGGCCCUACCCACUCCUGCAACAGCUACGAUUUCCGCCGCCACGUCAGCUUCGGGCCUUUCUGCGACAGCCGUCGUCUUCGCUCCCCCAGAACUAGUGACUACGGAUCAACAAGAAGAAGUCAAGGACGACACCGCCCAGAAGGACUCUGCAUGGCGCAAAAAGGAAAGCUGGGGCAAGAAAGUCAAACCUCCAUCCAUGGUACUCGAUGAAGAUGUGAAUGGCUUCAAGGCUCAACACAAACGCAGGGCCGGUGGAGGGGGUGGAAGGAAGGGGAAGAAGAAUAAGAAUGCCCCAGUCGUGGCGGUAUGGGAUCCCUUGGAGUCUUACGACGCUCUCAAGCCAAAUGACUACAACGAAUAUAAAAUAUGGAAGCAACGUGACCGCGUCGAGCGGGCAUCCGAACGUGCGGCUGAAAGGAAGCGUGCUCGCGAGGCCCUCGACAGAGGAAGCGAUCACACAGGUAGCGACAGUGAAGGCGAACGUCCAAAAAAGAGUGGGAGAUUUGACAACGGGUCUUUCGAUAAGUGGUCUCGUGCAGAUGACGAACGUCCCCGUGGACUUGGUGCCUUUACUCCCCCAGUCCAGGUGGAUCGUAAUAUGUCAGGGGAAGAGGCCUUUCAGCGGCGACUUGCAAUGUCUGCUGGUGCUGCCGUUGGAGUACCGUCACUGACACCUGCCCCUGUUGACCAUAACAUGUCGGGUGAUGAGGCCUAUCAGCGCCGCCUUGUCAUGUCCUCGGGAGGUAUCCGCCCGCCCGCGUUCUCUGCAUCCGCUUCCCCUCUCCGUCAACCAUCUCCGGGCGGCGCCGAUGACGAGGACAGCAUCCCUGGGUUGUCAUCGAGUAUUGAGCCGUCUAUUCCCCAAAAUCGUGAUGAGACAGGGGAAGAGGCGUACCUACGUCGCCUAGCAAUGUCAUCGAAGCUCCGUCCUACAGCUUCGCCUUUUGAGCCAUCAAGCCUGCCACCUGCUCCUCCCCCGCAGCCAACGCAACCGGCAACAUCCGUGCCUCCGCCGCCUUCUCCCCCUCCGUUGGCAUACAACCCCUUUGCUCCACCGGCGAAUAUUCCACCACCACCUCCCCCACCAUCUUCUCAAAUACCAGCUACGUUUGAAGACAGGGCCAAGGCUGCUGCAAGUAUCGCAGCGCGCCUUAGUGCGCUUGCCGCAACUGCAGGUGGGUCGGGACUAGGAUCAAGCUUACCUGGUCCACCACCGCAAGAAGAGGCUCAAACUCGCCCUGAUCCGCAGGGUUUUGCAGCUCGUUUGAUGGCUAAGUGGGGGCACAAGGAAGGUCAAGGUCUUGGCGCCGAUGGAAGCGGUAUUGUGAACGCUCUCACUGUCGAGCAAGUCGCUGCCCAAGGUAAAGGCAAGAAGGGUCAAAAUCAACCGCAGGGUCAAGGCAAAGGCAAACCCGCAAUGGGUUCAAAGAUGGGUCGGAUCAUCAAUGACAACGAGGACGCAAAGAGCCGCGAAGACCGUGUAAGGUUUGGGGAGCCCAGUCGUGUAGUGGUGCUAACCAAUAUGGUUGGACCGGAAGAUGUGGACGAUGGCGAUCUGAGAGAUGAAAUUGGUGAGGAGUGCUCGAAGAAUGGAACCGUCGAGCGAGUUAUUGUACAUCUGACUCAUCCUCUGCCGGCGGAACCAGAGGAAUCUGUCCGCAUAUUUGUAUUGUUUGCGGGCCCUUCUGGUGCGUGGAAGACCGUGAGGGAGUUGGAUGGCAGGUACUUCGGAGGGAGGGCUGUGCGGGCGAGAUACUUUUCAGAAGCUGCUUUCUCUCGGCAUGAUUUGGAUGUCUCAAUCGUCUAGUCAGAUUAGUAUGGGUGAUGUUUGGUUUAUUUAAUGUAAUUCGACCUUGCUCUGAUCAUGACUGAAAUGUGUGUUAUCCUGCUUAGAACAUCGUUAGCACUGGAAGUACUUUUGCCAACCUCUAAAAAGUCUAUAUGUACAAGUGGUCGACAGCAUGUUUCAUUCUAUUUUAUCUUUCUGGA
Messenger RNA from Suillus paluster, 2348 nucleotides. RefSeq lists its product as uncharacterized. The transcript is spliced from 6 exons. Lineage: Eukaryota; Fungi; Basidiomycota; Agaricomycetes; Boletales; Suillaceae. Gene Ontology annotation, biological process: mRNA cis splicing, via spliceosome. The record is from RefSeq and is a predicted model, not a curated record. Gene Ontology annotation, molecular function: RNA binding. Gene Ontology annotation, cellular component: precatalytic spliceosome. Bases 16 to 2166 code for a protein of 716 amino acids.